AUGGCACCAAGGAGAUACACUGGUUGGCAGCUGUUGUUUUUCAUCUUGUUGCAGUUUUGCUUGAGCCAAGAGGAAACCACGGAGGUGAGCAAGGGAUAUGCUAGAGCCAAAGCCAAAGUAGUUCAGAGUCGGCAGCAGACUGAUGAUAAUGGUUCCAGGAGGGCGGUUAAAAGAGGGCAGAGUGAGACUUUUAAUGGAACAGAUGGCAUUGGUACUUCUUCAAGUCAAACAGAGGGACAACCAGGGAAAGUUACACAGGUACUAGAACAGCCAACGGGAAACAGAGACCAGGAAUCAUAUGCUCCACCACACUUACCGGACUGCACACAGUGCUGCAGGGGGGAUUUUGGACAGCGUGGAUAUCUUGGACCACCUGGCCCUCCUGGUCCUAUUGGACUGCCAGGAAACUAUGGAAACAAUGGGAACAAUGGAGUACCUGGCCGUGAUGGGCCAAAAGGUGAAAAUGGAGACAAAGGCGAGAUAGGACCCCGAGGAGAGCGUGGAGUUCAAGGUCUAAAAGGAGAAAAAGGAUCACAUGGAAUUCCAUCCGAGCUUCAGAUUGCAUUUAUGGCAUCCUUGGCCACUCACUUUACCAAUGAAAACAGUGGAAUCAUUUUUAGCAGUGUGGAAACUAAUAUUGGAAACUUUUUUGAUGUUAUGACUGGAAGAUUCCAUGCACCUGUAACAGGUGCUUAUUUUUUCACCUUCAGUAUGAUGAAGCAUGAAGAUGUUGAUCAAGUGCAUGUUUACUUAAUGCACAAUGGGAACACAGUUAUCACAAUGUACAGCUACGAGGCCAAAGGCAAACAUGACACAGCAGGAAACAGUGCCGUGCUGAAGCUAGUGAAGGACGACGAGGUUUGGGUGAGAAUGGGAACAGGGGCACUUCAUGGAGACCACCAGCGCUUCUGUACCUUCUCUGGCUUCCUGCUCUUUGAGAACUAACCAUACAGCAAACUGACCAUACCGUUAGAGUAGUGUGCUGAAGAGCCCAUACAGUUAGUGUAGUGUUCUGAAAAGCCCAUUCAGUUAUGACCUAUUGACCCAGAAGACCAUAUUCACAAAACCUGUUUUUCUAGAGAAGUUUUUCGACAUAACUUUAAACACUAAUACAAUGUAAGUACAUUUAUUUUUUCACUGUGUGUUGGUUAUACCAAUAUAUCUUUUUUCAAGGUCAUGAGUUUGUUUUUUUUUGUUUUUUUUAAUACAAGUCUUGCAAGGUUCUAAAAUUCACUUGUAAGUCCUUAAAUUCCUUCUCCCCUUCAGCGCCAUGCAACGGGCAGCGGUGUCAUGUUCCUGGGGGGUGUUCGGUCAGUUCCACUUCCCCAUCUUUUUAUCCCCAAGACCCACAUUUGUUGGCAUGGGGCUCCAGGUGGUGGUGGACCGAAGGCUCCAAAGGUUUUGGAACCGAUACCAAAGUUACUUCGCUUCUAUCAAUUGUCUUCCAGUUGGGCUUGUUUGCAACUUUUAUUUAGUCUUAGAUCCAAGCUUCCAAUUCAGUUUAAUUCUCAACAUGGUUUAAUUGGCAAGCAUACAACUUAUAAUUUGUGUCACAUUCUCUAUUUGUGUUUCAUUUUCAGAUUCACUAAAACUUUUAAUCCUAACUUUUUAUCCCAGUGCUUUUU
Molecule: messenger RNA, 1625 nt
Organism: Acipenser ruthenus (sterlet)
Lineage: Eukaryota; Metazoa; Chordata; Actinopteri; Acipenseriformes; Acipenseridae
Product: complement C1q tumor necrosis factor-related protein 3-like
Exons: 6
Coding region: 1-945 (314 amino acids)
Molecular function (GO): protein binding
Source: RefSeq, a predicted model, not a curated record